AUGUGGUAUAAUCGUCUUAGUGAAUAUCUGCUUAAGGAAGGAUACAUCAAUGAUCCUGUAUGCCCAUGUGUCUUUAUAAAAAGGUCAGAAUCAGGAUUUGCAAUUAUGGCAGUCUAUGUCAAUGAUAUGACCUUAAUAGGGACUCCUGAAGAGGUCACAAAAGCUAUUGAGUACUUAAACAAAGAAUUUGAAAUGAAGGAUUUGGGGAAAAGAAAGUAUUGUCUCGGUGUUGGGUACCUUUCUAAUCCUCACAAAGCCCACUUGCAGAUGGGAAAUGUUUUCACUUAUAAUGGUAUUGCAAUAUCAUGGUGUUCUAUAAAACAAACAUUGGUUACCACUCCCUCCAACCACUCCGAGAUUCAUGCGCUUCACGAAGCCAACCAAGAAUGCGUAUGGUUAAGAUCUGUCAUCCAUGAUAUUGAAAGUACAUGCAAAUUGCCAUGUACCUUAGAUGCUUCCACAAUUAUAAAUGAAGAUAAUGUAGCAUGUAUUGUUGAAGUCAGGGGAGGAUAUAUCAAAGGAGGCAGAACCAAGCAUAUUUUAUCGAAGUUCUUUUACACACAUGAACCCCAACAAAAUCGAGAAAUUGAUGUCAAACAAAUACGCUCCAGUGAUAAUCUUGAAAAUUUAUUCACUAAGGCCUUACCAACAUCAACAUUUGAAAAGUUAGUGUAUAACAUCGGUUUUGUCCCACUGGGUUUUCUUGACAAGGUUUUUAAUGAGGGUGUUCUUCGUCUUCGCGCUGUUGAUCUUCUGGAUUCGCAAUUCUGUGCUUAUUCUUCGUCUUCGUCAUCUGCCACCGGUAAUUAG
Messenger RNA from Pistacia vera, 810 nucleotides. RefSeq lists its product as uncharacterized. The record is from RefSeq and is a predicted model, not a curated record. NCBI's taxonomy places the organism in Eukaryota, Viridiplantae, Streptophyta, Magnoliopsida, Sapindales, Anacardiaceae. The transcript is spliced from 4 exons. Bases 1 to 810 code for a protein of 269 amino acids.